Molecule: messenger RNA, 3186 nt
Organism: Centropristis striata (black sea bass)
Lineage: Eukaryota; Metazoa; Chordata; Actinopteri; Perciformes; Serranidae
Gene: trim63b
Product: tripartite motif containing 63b
Exons: 1
Coding region: 1553-2599 (348 amino acids)
Molecular function (GO): zinc ion binding
Source: RefSeq, a predicted model, not a curated record
GAUCUCUUAUGUCAUUUAGAUUAUGAAAAUACUUGUAAAUGAUAGUUAUGUGCUUUUCACAUUUGGCUGUGGGGAAACUGUUAAAAGAUAGUCCCUGUAGAGAAAUUAAAAUGAAUUAAAUAUUAACAUAUCCUCUGCAAUCAGCAGGGGGCACCAGCUGAAAACCAUUUUAGCUCUGAUGCAACUAAGGGGAAAUAACAUGUUGGAAAAUGAAGGGACUGAAUUUAACUGUUUACAGCACCUUUCCAUGUACAGCAGUGUGGCAUGUCACUAAGGCUAGUUCAGGUGGUGCCAUUACAUUAAAUGGAAACAUCCCUAUUUGAAAGUUAUGGCCUUCGUGUUCACAAUUGUUAGGGCAUGUGGUGGUUCUCUUGUGCAAGAGUUUAAGAAUAGCUUCUCCCUCAUGUUUACGGUACUGCUUGUUUAUCUGCCAUGGAUGCUGACGUACAUUAUGUCAUAAGACCCAAGGGCAACAUUGAUUUUAAGUGCUUGGUAGAUGUGAAUAUGGGAGAUGAUGAGUGUUUUAAUCCAAACACAUUUUAUUCUGGAAAGUUCUUGAUUUAAGCUGAUUUCAAGAAGCAGCAACUCUUCCCAUCAAAGAAAUUAUCCAUGUCUCUGUAAUAAAGUUCUUAUCAGUAAGUAUAAUGGUAGUUUUUACUUUAUACUCUUUCUAUUUACUAUGUUCUGGCAUAAAUAUCAUAUUGCAAUAUAUCUAAAUGACCACAAUCACAUCAACAUUUAAGUCCAGACUAUUUAAUUUUGGGCUUAAAUCUUAGCAUUUAAAACUAGAAAUGACACCAAAAUGGGCACCACAAAUUACUAGAGCUCAAUGUUAGAACUUCUCACUUUGUCUAACAGACAGUGGAAAAUCCCCAAACAUAUUCAUAACCAAGAACAAAAAGUAAAUAUUCAUAUUUGAAAUCCAUGAACUAGAAAAUUGUUUUAUGAUUACAUAAAGACAUAAUAAGCCACCAAAACUAUCAAUAUUCAUUGGUCAAUCUAAAUGUAGACAUUAAUAUCAAAAGUAUAUGAAAAGUAUUAAUCCUGUAGCAAAAAAAACAAUUUAUAUAAGUGCACAACAAGGAGAUACAAUGGUCAAAACAACACAGGAGUCACAGGAUGUUGACAUUGACUUGUUUACAGAUUAGAUGGAGCUCCCUCUCUCAGCUCAGGCUCCUCGGAGCAGGUCAUGUGGACGCUGGUUGUCUCUGCUCAGUCCACUAAUGUCACAUUUGGAGGGGACACAGCGCCCACUGGGACAAGUGACACAUGCAGCCCUGAGUAGGAGGGGGCCAUUUCUGUGAAAAGAUCCCAAGGCAGCAAGCAGGCAGGAAUGUGUGGAAGGGAUCAGAUGUCACCAGCUGUGGGGGGCUGGUAUAAAGGACAGAGCUGCCAGCUCUCAGCCAGAAUAGAUAUCAGCCUUUGAAAGUAACAGCACAAACUCAGGAUAAGUUCAGUGAGUCUCCCUUUUACCAACGGAGAGAGAGUAAAGCUUUUAGUUUUCUCUUGGGAAAAUUAGGAUCCAUACUGGUCUAAGUGAGAAUUUUCUAUUAUGGACGUCCAGAGGACAGGAUCUAUGGUUAGGCCUCCGAGCCCCAUGGAUAGCCUGGAGAAGCAGCUGAGCUGCCCCAUCUGCCUGGACAUGUUCACCAAACCUGUGGUCAUCCUGCCCUGCCAGCACAACUUGUGCCGUAGUUGUGCCAGUGACCUCUACGACUCUCGCAACCCAUACCGCUUCUCUGGUGGCGUCUUUCGCUGUCCUACCUGCCGUUUUGAAGUUGUGCUUGACCGCCAUGGUGUGCACGGGCUCCAGCGUAACCUGUUGGUUGAAAAUAUUAUCGACCUCUAUAAGCAGCAGCAAGAAGGCAGCAACAGUGGGAGCACAGAAACCACCGUGAAGCCUAAAGACUCCAAGGAGCCGAUGUGCCAAGAGCAUGAGGACGAGAAAAUCAACAUCUAUUGUACGACCUGCCAGGUACCCACCUGCUCCAUGUGCAAAGUGUUUGGCCAGCAUAAGGACUGUGAAGUCGCACCUUUAGCAAGUGUUUACCAGGCCCAGAAGGGUGAACUGAGUAAUGCUAUCGAUACCCUUGUGGCCAGCAAUGGCCGCCUUCAGGCCCUGCUCAACCAGAUGGAAGAUGCCUGUCGUGCUGUACAGGAUAAUUCUCAGCGUGCUAAGCAAGGCCUGGCCGAACGCUUUGACCUGCUUUAUGCUGUCCUGGAAGAGCGCAAGACUAUCCUACUUGAGCAAAUCGGAAAAGAGCAAGAUGAAAAGGUGGCAGCUCUGCGGGCACUGGCUCAACGUUACGGUGAACGACUGCAGUCCAGUACAGAGCUCACAGAUACGGCUGUGAGGGCGUUGGAGCAGGGUGGUGCUGCUGAGUUUCUGUUGGCUUCCAAGGGCCUCAUCACACAGACCAAAGAUGCAGCUAAGAGCUCACUGGGCGAAGAUAGGCCAGAGCCAGGCUUUGAGAAGAUGGACCACUUCACGUUGUCAACAGAGCAUGUUGAAACAGUCCUGUCAAAAAUGGACUUUGGAGUAGUCGACGAUGAUGACUUUGAGGAUGCAGAGGAGGAGGAGGAAGAGGAAGAGGAAUAAUGAAAAUUGAAGAAAUUAUGGACUUGUAGGAAAUAUUGUUUUAUGUGCUUUUGAAGGUUUUUUUGGACACAAGUGUUUAUGGCAGGGACUGCAUUUGAUGUUGAAAGACAUACAAGGUUACGGUGGAUGUGGGCUAGAAUUGCUUGCCCUUACAGUGCAAUAUUGAAUUUCAAUGUCCUAUUCAUACCUUUUCUUAACUUCUUUUUAUACUUUUGUACUUCUAAUCAGUGAAAUGGAGAAAUUGGGAGUAGAUCAAUGUAAAUAUAGGACGUCUAAAGAUUGAUUACACACCAUUUUUCUCAUGUUGUGGAAGUAGUUACUUGUGUUGUUUUUUUCACUUUGUCUAAGUUUGUGUUGAAUUGGUGAUAAUCACCAAAUCUGUCUUCAAUGGAAUGUGGAAUAAAGCUGCAUGAAGUUAAGCACCCAUUUGCUUUAUUGGUCAACUAAACCAUGACCUUCAGGAAACCACUGAAGGAAGAAAACAUAAGUAUUUUUUGGACAGAGUGCUUCCAUCAAAAUAUUUCCCAGUCGGUUGCUACUUUUCACUUGGCAAUAGGCUGUACUUAAAAAUAAAAGCCCUUGCCAUG